Molecule: messenger RNA, 1581 nt
Organism: Elaeis guineensis (African oil palm)
Lineage: Eukaryota; Viridiplantae; Streptophyta; Magnoliopsida; Arecales; Arecaceae
Product: probable E3 ubiquitin-protein ligase RHC1A
Biological process (GO): protein ubiquitination
Cellular component (GO): cytoplasm
Molecular function (GO): ubiquitin protein ligase activity
Source: RefSeq, a predicted model, not a curated record
GUGCCCACAGGUGUUCACUGGAGAGCGAAAAGGCCUCGUAGUCCACCUCGAGCUCUCGUCUCAAUCCCUCUCUCUCCAUCCCCAGCCACAUUAUUAUUCUUUCUUUCCCCAAUUUCCACCCCUUUAUCUCCUCCCAACCCUAAUCCAAACCCUUAGAUCGGGUUUGGGGUAGCUCUUCUCUCCCCCAGUCCUCCACGGCUCCCUGGAAGCUGGCCUUUUGCGAGGUGAAACGCCUUCUUUUUGUACUGAUCUUCGAGAAUUUUACACUGGAAUUUUUGUUUGGAAGGAGCAGGAGACGAAAUUUGAUUGGAGAACUUUGUUUUGCGGGCUCUGCAGGCUGAGCGUGGAGGAAGAGAACGUGGAAAAAUGUCAAGUGGAAACACACAUUGGUGUUAUGCUUGCAGGCAAGCAGUCCAUCCUUAUGGGCAGGACAUGAUUUGCCCUUACUGCGAUGGAGGCUUUGUGCAGGAGCUGAAUGAGGUAGAUGGGGGUGUCCUCAGCCCUUUUGAUUUCUUCGGACUGGGAACCAAUGAACACCAUGACCAUCGAUUUGGAAUUAUGGAUGUCUUGUCUGCCUUGAUGAGGCAGCGGAUGAGAUUAAGGAAUGGGGAUGUUGAUGUUCGUGGUAGGCCUGGUAUGACUGCAGAACAUGGGAUGAGCUUUGGCCCAGUUCCCUGGCUGAUCUUCCAUGGCCAGCUUCCUGUUCGUGUGUCUGAGAAUGGAGGUAUUGAGGUUCUUCUGAAUGGGGCCCCAGCUACUGGGCUGCGGCGUGCCAAUAUGGGGGAUUACUUUAUUGGUGCAGAUCUGGAUGAGCUGAUUGAACAGCUUACUCAGAAUGAUCGGCAUGGCCCUCCGCCUGCUUCACAGUCAGCAAUUGAUGCCAUGCCUACUGUGAAGAUAAAUCAGAGGCAUCUUCGUGGUGAUUCACACUGUCCAGUAUGUAUGGACAGAUUUGAGUUGGGAUCUGAAGCAAGGGAAAUGCCAUGUAAGCAUUUAUAUCACUCAGAUUGCAUUGUUCCAUGGUUGAUCCAGCACAAUUCCUGCCCUGUUUGUCGCCAUGAGUUGCCGCCACAGGGCUCUGGUGGUAAUGUUCGCCGUCGUUCAAGCAGUCAAAAUCAAAAUCCAAGCACUGGUGCUAGAGAUAGUGAGAAUAACAGAUCUUCCACAAGCAGGGAGAAUGGUGGAGAAAGUCAAGGCAGGCGAAACCCAUUCUCCUUUCGGUGGCCUUUCCGCUACUCGAGCUCUAGUUCUACUUCUCACCGGAAUGAAUCGGCAGGAAACAGUUCUGCUUCUGUUCAUGAAGAUGUUAACCCGAUGAGUUAUUCUGGCUGGCCCUUUGAUUGUUGAAAGCUAUCUUCAGCUAGUUUUAUGGUAAUUCUCCUGUCAACAAUCAUAGUAUACUUCUUACAGUUUCAUGUUCUGUAUUCAGCUAGAUUCUACUAUUUUCAUUGUGACACGGAAUUGAUAUUUUCGUUUGAAACCCUUGUUGUAUGGUCAUGAAAAAUUUUAAAGGUCUUCGGUGACAUACCUCUCUUCAGUGUAAAUGGUGACUGUGUUUUUCUCUGCUGCAUUUGCUUCUUA